AUCGAAACACCUAAAAUGGACACACAGUCUAACCACAGUAAGGACAGUUAUACUCAACGCAGAGAGUUGUUCAAGAACAUAUGGGAUACAGCGGUGAAGUUGGAUGAAAAGGAUAAGGAACCUGAACAGCCUAAUGUGGCCAAACCUAAGGUCAUUAAAACCUUAAGACUGGGUGAAGCGGAUGGCAUAAACAUAGGCAAGAAUAAGAAACAGCGCAUCAAGAAUCUAAGGAUCGUCUGCAACCGACUGCUGGACAUCUGCAACAAGCAGGAGUCAGAGGAACACUUGUAUGAUCAGAUCUCCGCUGCCCGCCGCGAUUCCAGCAUAACCUCCACAAUGUUUGUGCAUCAACGAAAGCGCAAGAAAAAUCAAAAACCAAAGAAGAAAAAGAAGGUCAAACAGACUUACGAACUAUCACAACUACCACAAGUCGAUGUUCAUGAAGAAACGACUUCUUUUGACAUCGAUGAAGAGGGCCCUUUUACGCACCGGGGGACGAAACCUCUUAGAGAUAUGAAUUCUCUGAGAAUAGAGCGAGCAAUGCUCAUUGAGCGAUUUCUAAACGAACGGCUAAAUUUAGAAAAGGUUCCUACACCCCAGCCUGUUGAAUCCGAAGAGAAACUCGGAGACGCCCAUUGCAAAGAAGUUAAGAAAAAACAAAACAGAAGAAAAGUUUUGACGACUCCGUCACCGCCGCCGCGCGUAAAUUGCAUCUCGAGAAGGUCACCGUGUCCCCGUGAGUGUUGCCCCAUUCCGACUAUUAACUUGGUACUUCAAAUAAAAUAG
Molecule: messenger RNA, 786 nt
Organism: Cydia strobilella
Lineage: Eukaryota; Metazoa; Arthropoda; Insecta; Lepidoptera; Tortricidae
Exons: 4
Coding region: 16-786 (256 amino acids)
Source: RefSeq, a predicted model, not a curated record